GUUGGUGCAUAGCUGAGAAAAUAACUGAGGAUGUUUGCUACGGAAUUGCCUUGAAUAAUUAAAAUUGUGAAAUUAAAAAUUAAUUUAUUCUUUUAUCUUUCUUCUCGACAUUUGAACAAUUUUUAGUUUUGUGUGUAUCUGUGUUGUUGAAACAGAGCAGAGACAUUUACUCAUUCAUUUAUGGAGUUAGAAUUUAGAGAUCCUUGAAUAAGAUUUAGUCAGAAUGAUAGGAACUGAUUUAUUUAUUUUGAUAGCCGAAAAGGUCAAUUGUAAUCAAUGAACUUCUUUAGAUGUCCCUUGAAACCGUCUCUUUCACUGAAUGCUUAUCAUUUGUCAAUUCCAUUCUCAGUUUAAAUUUAAGAAUGACGAAGAAUAAAGUAACUCUAUCUUUAGCUUUUAAUGAUAUAUAGUGCCUUACCACGUCACCAAAAUUUUGCAAUAGCUUAUCAGAUAAGCCUGAUUAAUAGCGUUCAUUCUUAUCAAAAUACGAGAUAACAUAAUUUUAUGAAUAAACCACUUUAGUGAUCGUUCAUAAAUGACGAAUGUUUCUAUAGCUCUUUACCCCUCCCCCCCCCCCCCCCCUCAUCUCCUUCGUGUGACGUUAUUUAUGAAGGACAAUAUCAGAUUAGUCACUAAAGAGUAUAAUUUUAUUUUCUUGGUUAUAUUCUUAUAACAUGUUAUAACAUUCAAUUAGUGUGUGUUUGCUAACUGUUAUACAAAUUCGUAUAACAAUGUUUAAGGGGUGUAGUCAGAUAUUUAUCGAUAGUAAGUAAGUAAGUAUAUAAUUUAUUACCAAAAGGUAUUCAGAAACAUAAAAAGUGAGUACAUGAUUGAUAUUAAAAACAUUUCUAUAAGAAUUUUAAACAGUUGAGUUAGAUAUUGGCUUAUUGCAGCCAUUUAUAUUAAUUUAAUAAUUAUGACACGUUGCCCCUUAGUAAGUCUAAGUCCAGUCUAGGUUUGAGCACGAAAAUAAACCGUAAGAAAAAUGGAAAUUUCCCUCUCGUUAGCUGAAUUGUGGCGCAUUAGCAUUGGCGCCUUCAGAAAGCACCUUCAUGGCAGGUGGUGAGUUUUACUUUCGUAUCACUACACUUAGGGACUCCAGGGAAUAUUUUCAAUUUUUUUGGUUUUUUAUCGCAUUUUUGAAACUUGUUUCUAAAAGGUAGCUUAAUAAUACACUUUGUUCGGCUGUUCGGCUGCUCGGGCGAAGAAAAACUUAUUGACCAGACAUCGUAGAGAGCUCGGGUUUGUUUUAUUAGCUCCGUUACUAUCGAUUUAUCGGCUCAUCGAGUGGUUAAAAGUUUUGAAACAGUGUAUUUAUACUAAAAUUAAUGAUUUUUAUUUUUUUUUCAGUGUAACCUGCCCAAAUUUUGUUUUACCUCUAUAAUUUCAAAUUUUUUUCUAGCCGUUGUAAAAUUUGAAUUUCAAAAAACCGUUAAAUGAUAAAGCCUUACUAUAUGGAAAUUCAUUGUAAUUAUUUGUUAAUUACACUUAAAUUAAUGAACUUCUAAUCUUCUCAUGAUCUGUAAGUGAAUGCAAAAUAAUUAGAUAAUCAAAUACCUAUCGAUAACACAAAAAUUCGCUUAAGUCUCUCGAUCAAUAGCGCGAGGACUUCUGUAAUUUUUUUUUCUUCAAAAACGAAAUUGUCAGCCAGUAGAGAAGAUUUGUCCUCUUAAUUCCUCCUGCCUACGUCCUACGCAUAUAUCAAACUUGCGAUAAUGUUAUAACAAAUUUUAACAAACACGCAAAAAACGGCGUCAGUAUUUAAUCCUUAAGCAGUUAUAUUUGAGCUGUGAAGUAAAAAAGUUUAUUUUUUGGAAAUUUUAAGUACUCAAAAAAUUUGAGUUGAUUAGUUAUGGAAUCUCCAAAAGUGCCGAACAUGAUGACUAACUUAAUUGGUGCCAUCAAUAAGAUGCAAGACAUUUUCAACACGCUGAAAGUCACGAAUUCAAUUAAAUUACCGCAGAUUGUGAUGCUUGGUUCUCAGAGUUGCGGCAAAAGUUCCGUUUUGGAAUCAAUUGUUCAUCGACCAUUUCUGCCUCGUGGAUCAGGUAUUGUCACACGAUGUCCACUUGUUUUACAACUUAUCGAACAUAAAGGAAAUGAUGCUGGCUAUGAUGAUGAGGUAGCUACAGAAUGGGGCGAGUUCUUGCAUUUGCCAAAGAGAAAAUUUACGGACUUUGAUGAAAUUCGAAAAGAAAUUGAAAGACGAACAGACGAACUUGCUGGACGAAAUAAAGGAAUUUGUCAUGAGCCGAUUAAUUUGAAGAUUUAUUCACCUUAUGUUGUGGACUUAACACUAGUGGAUUUACCGGGAAUUACUAAGGUUCCUGUAGGCGAUCAACCACAAGACAUCGAAGCUCAAAUUAAAAAGCUAAUCAUGCUUUACAUCAAGAAUACAAAUUCAAUCAUCUUAAGUGUUAGCGCUGCAAACUCUGAUCUUGCAACAAGUGAAAGUAUCAAGUAUGCAAAGCUAGUCGAUCCUAAUGGCUUACGGACACUUUCAGUCCUGACAAAACUAGAUUUAAUGGAUAAAGGAACCGAUGCAAACGAAAUUUUAUCUGGAAAGGAUAUUCAUAUUAAAUUGGGCAUAAUUGGAACUGUUAAUCGAUCACAGCAAGAUAUUAAUGAUAAUAAAACCAUUAAUCAGCAAAUAGAGGAUGAAAAAGAAUUUUUUGAAAAGAACUAUAAUGAUGCUGCCCAUCAAAAUGGCAUCUCUUACUUAUCAAAACGUUUGAGUCAACUUCUUAUGAAUCACAUUCAAGAUAGCCUUCCAGACUUAAAAAUAGAAGUUGAUGAAAAGUUAAAUCAACACAUAAAGAAUUAUGAACUAUGUGGACAAGAAAUAAAGGAUAAAAACAUAUUUAUUAUGAUGAUAGUGACAGAAAUAAUGAAAAAGAUGAGUGAGUUAAUCGACGGAUUGAAUCUAAAUAUGUUAAAAGAUGCAAAGAAUCUAGUAGGUGGACCAAAAAUUCGAAAAAUCUUCGAUGAGACAUUUGGCAAAGCUCUAAAGAGUAUAAAGCCUGACAAGUCCACUUCUGAUAUUCUUCAAUGUCUUUUAAAUCAUGGAGGUCCAAGACCAGCAGUUUUUGCAUCCGAAAGUAUCUUCGAAAAGCUUGUCAAUGAGCAAAUUGAAAAGUUACGUAAUCCAUCAAUGGAAUGUGUUCAAAAUAGCCACGAUGAAAUGGAAAAUGUAAUUUCUAAGGUCGUUCAAGAUCAAGAGCAACUAGUUCGAUUUCCAAUUUUGGGAAAAAAGAUUCACUUUCAUUUAAAGCAAUUCCUUAAAGAUCGUUUACCAAUAGCAAAGGAACAAGUAAACGAAUUGAUUAAUAUUGAGCUAUCAUGUAUCAAUACUAAUCAUCCAGAUUUCUCUAUUGAAAAUGCAAUUAAACAGAACAAAGGAUCAGAAAAUGGCAAAACAGCUAAUCUUUUAUUGAAUCUUAAAACAGAAAAAAAUGCUGAAAUUUUGUUCUGUCUUGUUGAAAAUUACUUCCCAAUCGUUAAGCAAACUGUACAAGAUCAAGUUCCUAAAAUUAUUAUGUAUAAAGUUAUAAAUCAUAUGAAAAAUAACAUUCAGAAUGAGCUACUUAACAAUUUGCUGAAUGAAACUGAUGUCAAUCUACUUCAAGAGUCCGAAGAAAAUGAGAAUCGUCGUCAAAAUGCUAAAGUUAUGAUUCAGGCAUUAAAAGCAGCUCAAGAAGCAAUUAAUGAGAUUAGAAUGCAGAUUUAAAUUUGAUAAGUUUUGAGAAAAUGUAAGGCAUUGAUAUUCUGAACUUUGUAGUUGUUUAAGAUUUAUAACAACUAUGAUCUUACUAUCUGAAUAAGCUGAUUAUCUUACUUACACACCUUUGCACGUGUUUCUCUAUAAAACACAAUAAACUGAUAAUAAACUGUAGUUUGACAAAAAUGAUAGCUUCAAUAAAUCAUUUCAAUUUAUUUUUGAGUUUUUGAAGUUUUUUUUUAUGAAAUUUCCAGGGGAAUAAUUCUUGUUCUAAAACGACAACAACUAAUGACCGAAACAGUUUCUUAGAAGUGAACAUUCACGGGAAUUUGUUCGAUUUUAGAACCCCUAUUUUUGUCAAUAAUCGUAAAAUUAUUAAAUAUUUACUAUAGUUUUUUUUUAUCACAGUUUACAUAAAAU
This is a messenger RNA of Chironomus riparius, 4138 nucleotides long. NCBI's taxonomy places the organism in Eukaryota, Metazoa, Arthropoda, Insecta, Diptera, Chironomidae. The record is from the annotation of a GenBank genome assembly.